UUACGUUAGGUAUUAUUAAUAUAAUUGGCAAGUAAUUUACACAGAUCAUUUAGCCAAAAUCAGUCCCACAAACAAAGUGUAUUCAUUUCUAAAAGAAGUGUUGAAGAAAGUCUAAUCGAGAACGGGAUGGCGCAGACUAAGAAAGAAAAUGAUUAUAAGUAUAGUGAAGUUUUAAAUGAAAAGCCUGAAGAGUUUGAACUUUCAGCUGGAACCAAGAAAAAUUAUUAUUUUCAAGAAUGGGUUGUUUCUUUAAUUGCUUCAAUGUUAUUUCUGAUAACUGGCAUUCAUUACAUGUGGGUAUCGCCAAUUUUACCAGAUUUGUUAAAUGGAUCAGAAAAAAUUCAUAUCACCACGGAAGAAUCAGUAACAAUAAUCGGUAUCUUCAAUGUUGGAAUUAUUCCUGGAACUAUUGGUGGAUCAAUGUUAGCUGAUCGCUAUGGACGACGUCUAACAUUAAUCUGGACUGGAGUAUUAUUUGUAAUAUCUGGAAUUAUUUUAAUAUUUUCAUACACAGCAUUCACCUUAUGUGUGGCUCGAUUUUUAGCCGGUAUCAGUGUAGGUAUUGGAUACACUGUUGUAUUAGUGUACUGUAGCGAAAUUGCAUCGCCAGAAAUUCGUGGAAUUCUAUUAAUUGUUAUGACAACUUUCGUAAAUAUAGGGAUUGUCGUUAUAUAUUUUAUCGGAACAUUUUUAAGUUUCCAAAUGAAUACAAUCGUUUGUGGUAUUUUUCCAGUGGUAACGUUUCUACUGUUAUUUUACAUUCCGGAAUCGCCGUAUUACUUAAUUUAUAAAAAUGAUUACGUUAAUGCAGAAAAAUCGUUAAAAUUUUUACGCGGUCGAUCAAAUGUGACCAGCGAAUUAAAACAAAUGAAAGAAGGCGAUACAAAUCAGGACAAUGCUCAACAAAAUAGUUUUUUGGCCCUGUUCACGGUAAAAACCAAUCGCUGGGCUUUGUUUAUGGCUGGUGGAUUAAUUUGUUGUACAGAAUUAACUGCAACUAAUGCAAUUUCACAGUAUUGUAAUGUAAUUUUUGAAAAAGCAAAUUCCAGUGUUAUGUCUGCAGAUGCCGGAGGUAUAUUCCAAUCAAUUAUCAAUUUGGUGGUUGUCUUUUUAUGCGGAAGCUUAGUUGAGAAAGUUGGCCGAAGAAUCUUACUUCUGGCUUCAUGUCUCUCAUCAGUUUUUCCAUUAUUGGCAAUUGGUAUAUUUUUCUCUUUUCAAGAACAUGGGUAUCCAAAUAUUGAUCAAUUCUCCUUGGUACCAUUUAUUGGUUUAACAUCCCUAAAAAUAACCGUCGGUUUGGGUAUUUAUUGCAUACCGUUCAUAUAUAUCGGAGAAUUAUUUCCAACCAAUGUAAAAGCAAAUGCAUCUGCGAUUUGUGUAAUUUUAUCAACUGUUUUCAAUACGAUUACAAUAAAAAUGUUCCAAGUAUUAACGGAUAAUUUAACGUAUGAUAUUGCGUUCUAUGUAUUUUCUGUUCUAUGUCUAGCUGCUGCAUUAUUUAUAUAUGUUUUUGUACCCGAAACCCGUGGAAAAUCAUUUGAAGAAAUUCAGAAUGAUUUGAGAAGGAUUGCUAAAUAGAUUUUCUUAUUUAAGUCAGGGUUGCGUCGUUAUAAACCUACUAGAAUUGGAUAACAAAAAAAAUGGAUUCUUAAAAUACGUGAAUUAAUUUUCAAUAUUGUUUUUCUAAAAUCCAUUGCUCCAAAAUCGCAUUAAUGUUACUGCAAUAUUUGCUUAAAAUAGCUCAAAAUUACAGACAAAAUCAUAGCCCGAGUGCGAAUAGCAAAAGAUUGAUAUAAUUUAUGUUGACACAACAGCAAAAAUAUAAAUUUUU
Chrysoperla carnea is the source of this 1831-nucleotide messenger RNA. Its product is annotated as facilitated trehalose transporter Tret1-2 homolog. Lineage: Eukaryota; Metazoa; Arthropoda; Insecta; Neuroptera; Chrysopidae. The record is from RefSeq and is a predicted model, not a curated record. Gene Ontology annotation, biological process: transmembrane transport. Gene Ontology annotation, molecular function: transmembrane transporter activity. The coding region runs from base 127 to 1578 and encodes 483 amino acids. Gene Ontology annotation, cellular component: membrane. The transcript is spliced from 2 exons.